AUGUCCGCGUAUCUCAUUCAGACUGCAGCCGCACGUCGUCGGGCCUUGCACUUUGCUUUUCGGGCAUCUCAUGCGGAGCAGUCCACCGAAGACCUAUUGGAUGAAUUAGCAAGCUUAAGGCGUGACAUCGAAGAAGUGAUAUCUUUAUUGCCAAGGCGAUAUCAAUUUAACUCCGGCAAUAUGACGCUACACAGAGAUCGACUUACUACGUUCUUGCUCUUGCACAUCCUACGACAUAAUCUGUUUAUCAUAAUCGGUCGUGCAGAAUUGCAGAUAUAUGCACGUGAUUAUUCGAAGGCAAACCUUAUCCCUCAGGUUCGACGCAAUAGAAUUUCACAUGCCCUUCCUGUGGCCGGUCUGAUUUUGGAAGUCCUCAAGUCAAACAUCUGUUUCGAUCCCCAGGUUGGCGUCCACGCAUACGUUGCACUUGAGAUACUCCUAUUCGAACCGCGCCGAUUAGCCCAACAAGAUCCGCUAUUUGAUUCGAAUUCGUCUGAGUUGAUGGAUGCUAUUCCGCAUUUACUCACUGUGAUACGCAGCAUUGCAGGAAGAUCAGAAUUCGUAACGCAACUACACGUUGAAGCUGUUCAUCGUCUUCUUCGCUGUGGUUGCUCUAGCAUAUUGACAAAAGGCGACAUGGAUGCUUUCCGGAGCGAAUAUCGUCUUGUUGGUCAAGAGCCUGCGGAGUAUGAUUUCCGUGAUUUUCGGUGGGCGAAACUCGAAAGAUUACGGCGAGGAGCGAAAUCAAUCGUCAACAUUGCACGUGACGAAUCGCUUCUUGAAUUUAAGAUGGAUGCCGAGACAGCUGCUCCUUCAGCUAUUUCUUCACCGCGUUUGGAUGCACUUGACGUCAGCCUACAACAAAGCAUAUCUUCAGACCAACCGACCGACUCUUCUAUUGGCAGCGACCCGCUUAGCAUCCAUGAUCAACCGAAUUUUGUAAUGACUAACAUUUUGCAGAGUACACAAUCGCUAGAGGCUUUUGAUGCAUUUAAUAACUCAGCUCAAGAUUUUCCACUUGACUGGGCAUGGCUGCUUGGUGAAUCUGCACAUCCAGGCCAGCAGAGUGGUGACCCAACAGCGUUCUGGAACCAACUUGAACAUAUAUGAUCCGUUGUGCCGGCUUUGGUCCUCACGAUUGAUUGAGAGUGGGGUUGAAACAAAAAACGAAAAUUAAGGAAGAAAUUACGAGGCUUCUUAGUUGCCACUCCACGCUUGACCAUCCUGUAUAUCCCGAAG
Verruconis gallopava is the source of this 1239-nucleotide messenger RNA. RefSeq lists its product as uncharacterized. NCBI's taxonomy places the organism in Eukaryota, Fungi, Ascomycota, Dothideomycetes, Venturiales, Sympoventuriaceae. Bases 1 to 1110 code for a protein of 369 amino acids. The transcript is spliced from 3 exons. The record is from RefSeq and is a predicted model, not a curated record.